AUGGGGAAACACUUUUAUGUAGAUCACAAACCUACCUCUAGCACCUAUGUCGACGAUGAUAGUAGCAGCAGCCAUAGUACUACAGGCACCUCUGCCACCAGCACCUUUCAAGAAGACGAUCAAAUGGAUGAAAGGACUUGCUUACAAAGCUCCCAAAGGGAAGGAAACAACAACACAUACCUAUCAAUCAACCCAACGACACAUUGUGACACUGCCUACGGAUGCACCUCUCUAUCUGCAAGCCCAAUACCAUCGACCCAAAUCCAUGCCAGGAGUGAAUCAAAGACCAUUUGGAGGACACUUUUAACGAGAUCCAAAUAUUACAUACCCGUAUUACAAUGGCUCCCUGGUUAUUCAACGCACACCUUUCAGCAAGAUCUUUUAUCGGGUCUCAGCCUCUCAUCACUUUUUAUACCACAAGCACUUUCAUAUGCCACAGGGCUAUGCCGUUUGCCUGCCAUCCAUGGGUUGUAUACCGUUUCGGUCGCCGCUCUUGUUUAUGCGUGCCUGGGAAUGAGCCCUGAGCUAUCAGUGGGACCAGAAGCAACCGUCUCCUUGAUGGUGGGUUCCGGUAUUGCACAUCAAAAGGCUGCAUUGGAUCCAGAAGCUGCUGCUGCUGUUGCAAGUCUCACUGCAUUAUGCGUUGGUGUCUUUAGUCUUGGGCUUAGUCUUUUACGAUUUGGAUUUCUGGAUAGCUUAAUGAGUCGAGCACUACUGCGAGGAUUCAUUACAGCUGUUGCAGUGACGGUCCUGGUUCAGCAAACCGUAUUUUUAUUGGGAUUGGAUCAAGCAGCCAAAGACGCAGGCAUCACACCCGAAUCAGCUACCUUGGAACGCAUUGGAUUUAUCUUUGCACAUCGGCAUGCUAUCCAUUUUGAGACUGCAUCACUCUCAUUCGCUGCAUUGGUGAGCUUGUUUUCUAUAAGCAGCAUCAAACGACGCAUCCCUCGGCUUCAACGUGUACCUGAAGUGCUCUUGGUGGUCGUUAUGAGCACGCUUGGAUGCUAUAUCUUUCGUUGGGAUCAACUUGGUGUGGAAGUCUUGGGUCAAGUGGGAUCAUCAAGUAUCAAUUCACCCUUUCCUUUUCCAUCUUGGCCAUCCUUACCACCAGGUGCAGAUAUCCAGCACAUCCUUGUCAAUGCUGCUAUGAUCUCUACAGUGGGCUUUGUGGAGUCGAUUGCAGCUGCAAAGUCAUUUGCAAGGAAACACAAUUACUUUGUGAGUGCCAAUCGUGAGCUUUUUGCAUAUGGAAGUGUCAACUUGGUCGGCAGCCUCUUUCAAUGUUUUCCAUCAUUUGGUUCACUUCCAAGGAGUAAAGUGCAUGAAGCUGUCAAACCCAAGACACAAAUGUCAGGUGCCGUUGCAGGUGUAUGCACCAUCCUGGUCACGAGCUUUUUUAUGCCGUACUUGUACUACCUACCUUCGGCUACCUUGAGCAGUAUUAUCUUUAUGGCAAUUGUUGCAUUACUUCAAGAGCUACCGCACGAUUUGCAAUUCAUGUGGAAGGUCAAGGCUUGGCAGGACAUGUUCAUGUUAGGCAUUAUUUUCUUCACAACCAUGAUCUAUUCUCUUGAAACUGGAACUGCUUUGGCUGUGCUCUUUAGUCUUAUCAUUACCAUUCGACAAACAAGCUAUCCUCGAAUUACAAUUAUGGGCCGAGUCAAAGAAACCAUGUACAAAUUCAGCCCGAUUAAGAAUUCUCAAGAAGUGGUAGAACAUCUCGAAGAUGUAUUGAUUGUACGCGUGGAUGAACCAUUACACUUUGUCAAUACAGGUCAACUCAAGGAUCGAUUGAGAAGAUUGGAGCAUUACGGUGAUUUAUCCGUGCAUCCUUCUGAAGCUUCUCGACGAUGCGAAGAUUUGCGAUAUGUCAUAUUUGAUACAGGAGGAAUGGAAUCGAUUGAUGCAAGUGCUGUGCAAAUUCUACACGAGGUGAUUGAAUCAUACCAUGAUCGAGGUGUGCAUGUGUAUCUUGUUCGAGUCGACCCAAAUGUAAUGCCAUUGCUGGAGAAAAGUGGUAUCCUGGAUCUAAUCGGCAUGGAUCAAGUACUACAAGAAGUGACCGAUGCUAUUCAGGCGAUUGAAUACGAUAUGGCAACAUGCUCUGUAGUCGUUCAUUCUUCAACACCUUCAUAA
This is a messenger RNA of Lichtheimia ornata, 2136 nucleotides long. RefSeq lists its product as uncharacterized. Gene Ontology annotation, cellular component: membrane. The record is from RefSeq and is a predicted model, not a curated record. Gene Ontology annotation, molecular function: sulfate transmembrane transporter activity. NCBI's taxonomy places the organism in Eukaryota, Fungi, Mucoromycota, Mucoromycetes, Mucorales, Lichtheimiaceae. Gene Ontology annotation, biological process: transmembrane transport. The coding region runs from base 1 to 2136 and encodes 711 amino acids. The transcript is spliced from 7 exons.